AUGUCGAAUCAAUCACAAAAUUCCACUCCUCCCGGCCAUAAGCGAACCAAUGAAGGAAAUAAUAGCCCACAAUCCUCAAACCCCGAAUCAACUUUGGAUUCUAAAACAAUUACACGGCCAGCAAAAAAACGAUUUACAACUGCCAGGGACAGACGACAACAUCUUAAUCGACGCUAUGCAAAAGUUGCCGAGGAAUGGAGAGAGCGCAACAACGAGCCGGGAGAAUCGGUUGAUAGAGAUAACGAACCCGCAUGUGAUGAAGAUACCGAACAAGUCGACAAGGGAGACGCAAAAGAACCCAGAAAACCCAAAAGAAAAGUUGCCGCUUUGGUGGGAUUUUGUGGAACUGGGUAUCAAGGCAUGCAAAUAAACCCAAAUGCCAAAACCAUUGAAGGUGACCUUUUUAAGGCUUUCGUAGCCGCUGGAGCAGUUUCCAAGGAUAAUUCUGAUGAUCCCAAGAAGGUCAGUUUAAUGCGAGCAGCACGAACAGAUAAAGGAGUACAUGCGGCCGCGAACGUAAUUUCAUUAAAGAUGAUCGACAUUCCUGACCUAGUACAGAAAAUCAACGAGAAUUUGCCCGAUCAGCUUCGAAUGUGGGGUUUUGUUCGUGUAAUUCGGUCAUUUCACGCCAAGACACUUUGCGACUCGCGCAUAUACGAAUAUCUUAUACCAUCAUAUGUUUUCCAACCGGCACCUCCUAAAACUUCACCCACGCCCCAUGCUGCUGAACCAACGCUGGUCAAUGAACAGUCACAAGAUAAUUCGUUCCGAAAGCCAUGGGUGAAUAUACCGGUUGCUACUCCAGAAGAGAUGGUUGAAAAGAGGACGUACCGUAUUCCUGCUGAUACAUUGUAUGUUGUCAGACAAGGUUUUAGAGAGUAUGAAGGAACACACAACUUUCAUAACUUUACUAGUGGGAGGACGUAUCAUGAACGAAGUUGUGACAGGUAUAUAGUGAAAUUUGAGGUGAGCUCGCCAAAGAUGAUUAAUGAUACAGAGUGGCUCAAGUUGAAAGUUCAUGGUCAGUCAUUCAUGUUGCAUCAAAUAAGAAAAAUGGUUGCUUUAAUUGUUAUGGUUGUGAGAAGUGACACCCCACUGUCCUUGAUCGCCAAAACUUUCAACAUUGAGAAGAUUAAUAUCCCCAGAGCUCCAUCAUUAGGACUAUUGCUCGAACAGCCUAUAUUUAAAUCAUACAACAGAAAGGCAGAAGCAGGGGGAAGAGAGACGGUUGACUUUGCAAAGUAUAGUCAAGAAAUAGAAAAGUUUAAAGAAGACUUUAUUUAUUCCAAAAUAUAUGAAGAAGAAUUUGCAGAGAAUGUGUUUCAGAAUUGGUUAAAUGCAAUGGAUGUGCAUUUCGACGAUAGUUACUCUUACUUAAAUCCGGAAGGUAUAAUUCCUGAGAAAGCAAUUGCCAAACCUGGUGAAAAUAGGAACGCCUAUCCACAAGAAGAUCACGAUGACCACAAUUACCAAAGACCAACCUAUCGUCAACAACCCGAAUUUACCAAAUGGACCAGUGGAAACAAACUCAUAGACGACUUGAUCAAAGAAACUCAAUUGAAUGCUCAAGAUAAAACAGAAUAUAUAGAAUGGAUACCAUAUAAACAGUUUACCGGUGUAAACUAUUUGACGAUGGGAAGUUUUGCUAAAAUAUACACGGCGAUAUGGAAAGGUGGAUUGAGGCAAUUGUGGGAUGAAAAGACGCAGCAGUUUGUUAGACACGGAGAUCGGAAAGUUGUGCUAAAGGAGGUGCUAAUGGAAUCUAACAAGGGUUCUGACAUCAAAGCCUACAUUGAAGAAAUGCGCCUUAACCUGGUUUGCAGACAUAGUCAUAACAUCCUCCCUCUUUAUGGAAUAACCCAAAAUCCACAAUCCAAGUCAUACAUGCUGGUUAUUCAAUAUGCAAGUGGUGGUGAUUUCUCGCGCUACCUGUCAACUCACUUUUCGUCCCUCACCUGGGAACCUAAAUUAUUAAUGUUGACCGAAAUAGCUCGUGGAUUGAAAGUAAUGCAUUCAGCUGGGCUGAUUCAUCGUGGUCUCCACGCUAGCAAUAUAGUCUACAGAGGCAACGAUCCUACUAUUGCAGACCUAGGCAUAUGCGGACCUCUGAACAAGGCACAUGAUAGUAAAUAUGUAUGUGUUCCAUAUACGGCACCCGAGGUGCUUGGAGGGGCUGAAUAUACCCAGAAAUCAGACAUAUUCAGUCUUGGCAUUCUAAUGUGGCAGAUAACAUCUGGUGAUAAACCGUAUUCGGAUAUGCAAUCCUCUGAGAAGGUCAAUCUCGCCAAUUAUGUCAAGAGGGGACUGCGUCCGUCUGUCGUGCCCAACACUCCCGAGUGUUAUGUUAAGCUCAUGAAAAAAUGUUGGGACGAUGAGCCCGACAAUAGACCCGACAUUGAAGAAGUAGUCGAGACUCUGCACGAAUGGGUUUCAGCGAUAAAAAACGAGAGAGAAAAUAGAAAAAGAAAAAAUGACGAAAAUAUUCGCCUAAAGAGCGCUAUUGAUUGCGCAAAUGUUGGUAGCGCAGUAGGCGGAAUAUUCCUGGAUGCGGACGAGGUUACAAAGACUAGAGUAUGUACUGAUAAAAGCAAGAGUGUGGCGUCUGAUGAAAUGUAUAAAAGUUAUGAUCUAAGCGUUCUUACUUUAAAUGGAUAA
This is a messenger RNA of Paraglomus brasilianum, 2655 nucleotides long. NCBI's taxonomy places the organism in Eukaryota, Fungi, Glomeromycota, Glomeromycetes, Paraglomerales, Paraglomeraceae. The record is from the annotation of a GenBank genome assembly.